CACGUGCGCGCGCCGUAACGUACAUCGUCUAUCUGUAGAGUAGAGUAGCGCAUCCGCAGUUGCUGAUGUAUACAAAGGCAACCACAAACGCGGCACUAGUGGAUGAUUUGUAGUGGUCUCGAACUCUCGAUGUAGUCUGUCGACUGGUAGUUUAGUCAUCGAAGGGCUUGCAUUUCGCGAGAUGCUGGCUAAAUCCACAUGGGCAUCAUAUAUUCAUGCCGUUUCGUAGUAGUAUAGUCUAGAAGCCACUUGCGCUGACGGCGUCAUGCUGGGCAAUCUUCCAUGUACGAAAGCAAAAUUCUUUGCGCUCUAUGGUACUUAAGCGGCCUGCCACCCAACUCUCACAAAACUUGUAACUUGAACCUUCCUAUGCACUGUUACUUGUGUGUUGUCACCAAAGAUACGUAAAGGUAGCAAGCUUGCAGCGAUGCAACGUUGUUAGGCUUGCAGCUAAACAUAGUAAGCAGGGAUUUUGGCGUUUCAGGGUUUCGCUGUACUCCCAAUUAAGUAAGUUACACAUGAGCCUUGUUAUCUAGUUAUCUAGACACAAACGGCGGAAGCCGUGCUUAGGCCGUGGUCACCCGCCGUCCCUGCGCUUUCGGCAAAAGGUAAAGCAAUUCUUGUGGCAGUUUCCAACUUGUUUAUGUCCUGAAAGAGGCAAGGUUGUUGGUCACAUAGUACGUAGGGGGUGUCGCUGAGUUGUCUGUCAUCCCUUCCCUUAAAGCCCAGAUCCCGGGUGUAUGUGCAGGUCACCGGCACCAUGCAAGCAUUCUUCACUAUCCUGGUCGCGCUUGCUUGCUUGCCAGCGACAACUCUGGCCGCACGAAACGCGUUCCUAACGAAGCCCAUGAGCGACGUCGAGACCACUGCCUGGCAUAACCCGCAAGCUGAUAACGUGGAAAUGCUUUCGAUGCGCGACUUUGACGCUGUGGAAAUUCUUCGCUACGAGUACGAGGCCCUGGACAUAUUCUUAGACAAGGAACUCCAGUAUUUUGGUUCGUACGGAGGCUACGGGGGCUAUGCGGGGUACGGCUUUUAUGGCUAUUACGGCGAGUUCGAGCGCUCCAUCACCUUCAUGUACGGCGGAGGCGUCCAAGAGGACUACUCCUUCACGCCAGAGGCCCUGGUAUCCGGCGAGUACAUGAUGGAGGACUCCGAGCACCGCCACAUACCCAACCCAAAUCAGCUGUCCAAAUCCCGUCGACGGAGCUUGCUCGCCACCAACGUCGACGAUCUCAGCGCCACUGUCGGGCCGUCCUAUGGUGGGCCGUUGUAUGGAGGGGAUUGGAGUGACUCAGGCGAUGUGGGUCGGCGUGUCUUGUACGGCACCCACAGCGGCUAUUAUGGCGGCGUCUACUACGGCAGCUACUUACGGCCGCUUAUGGCUUUCGGUGGGUAUUAUGGCGGGAGUGGAAGGGUCACGGAGGAGGCGGAGCAGGGCUGGUCGGACAGCUUGCUUGGGGAACUGGCGAAGGAGGCACGCUGAGAGGAGAGAAGUCGGCAGGACUGGGGAAUGGGGUGCUACCAGAACUUGGGAGCUAUGGAAAAGCUUUUAUGCAGGGUUAUACAUAUGUAUUCUUUCUCUCUUUGUGCCUAAGCAGGGUGCUUGGGAUAGCCUGACAGCGGGCCUAGUACGGUUUUAUGUGUUAGGUGGAUGGCAUACCACCUCCCAUGUAUACGAGUACCAAUUGACUAUGAUAUGUGUUUCGAACGGCCGAACAGGGAUCUCUAGGGAUAGGCGUUAUGCACUUUAGUGGUAGUCCACAAUUAUGCGCGCAAGCUAUUGCUGGGCGUAUGGCAUCUGUACAUAGCUACACAGCGGAAGGUGGUUUACGUGUGUAUGUUGGAUGCGGGUGUGCUUGCGAGCGCAGCGGAGCGAAAGGGGAAACACCAAUGUAUGUUCGCAGAAGUUUGUGUCUGCAUGGGACUUACGACCACGUGGUUUACGACGACGGCAACGGGCUUUGCUCUGGAUCUUCCUUUUAUGCGUAUUAAACACCUGCGUGGCAUGCAUAUUGCAUGCAAUAGCGCUUUCUUUUGCAAGUGACGAGGGAACGAGGGACGAGGGAAGUAUGCGAUACUAAUC
Astrephomene gubernaculifera is the source of this 2086-nucleotide messenger RNA. The record is from the annotation of a GenBank genome assembly. Lineage: Eukaryota; Viridiplantae; Chlorophyta; Chlorophyceae; Chlamydomonadales; Astrephomenaceae.